Molecule: messenger RNA, 5020 nt
Organism: Enhydra lutris kenyoni (northern sea otter)
Lineage: Eukaryota; Metazoa; Chordata; Mammalia; Carnivora; Mustelidae
Product: non-SMC condensin I complex subunit D2
Exons: 32
Coding region: 571-4770 (1399 amino acids)
Biological process (GO): mitotic chromosome condensation; meiotic chromosome condensation; mitotic cell cycle
Cellular component (GO): nucleus; condensed chromosome, centromeric region
Molecular function (GO): histone binding
Source: RefSeq, a predicted model, not a curated record
GCUUUUCUCCUGGAGAGGAAAUGUAAGGCUCAGAGAGUGAAGUGACCUGCUGGACGUCACAUAGCAGAGGCGAUGGCGGAACGUGGACUACUGCCUAAGCCUUCUAAACUCCCGGCUUGGACUUUCCUCCUGUCCUGGGGGGAUGACUGAGUGAGCCCUAGCCCAGGGACGCUACCAAUUCCCGGUUAGAAGCGGAGGAGAACCCUGCAGCCGCCAGGCGAGGAGAAAGGGCGCGGGAUCCAGACCCCGCCCUUCCCUCGGCAACGCGGCCCGUCUUCCCGCCUCCUGCGGAGUGAUUGGCCGGUUUCUGCAGUGAGUGUAGCGAUUGGCCUCCUAACGGCCGUUGAGAUUUGAACUCCACGUUUGUGGCUUUGCCCGCACGGCGCCUGGCUCUGAGGCGGCUCUUUGCCUCCUGCUGCCGGAGAUUGGCCGGUUUCUCUGCCCGCUCGAGAGCUGCGGUACUGAUUGGUGCGUAUUGUGCACUCCGUCUUUUUCCCUUCAUUUCGCCUCGAGACCUGAGUCGGAGGAGCGACGGCUGAGUUCUGAGCCCUGUGAGCCAGUGGGAGAAAGAUGUCUCCCCAACUGUAUGAGUUCCGUCUGCCUUUAUCCCCCGAGGAGUUGUUGAAAAGUGGAGGGGUGAAUCAGUAUGUUGUGCAAGAGAUAUUGUCCAUCAGAAAUCUUUCAUCACAGCUUAGAGCAUUUCAGGCUGCCUUCCGUGCUCAGGGGCCGCUGGCUAUGCUGGAGCACUUUGAUACCGUCUACAGCAUUCUACAUCACUUUCGAAGUAUAGAUCCUGGCCUCAAGGAAGACACUCUGGAAUUCCUGAUAAAAGUGGUGUCCCGUCAUUCCCAGGAACUUCCCACUGUCCUGGAUGAUGAAGCUUUGAGUGUGUCAGACAGGAGUGCCCAUCUAAAUGCUCUCAAAAUGAACUGUUAUGCUCUGAUACGCCUCUUGGAAUCCUUUGAGACCAUGAGCAGCCAGACAAGCCUUAUGGACUUGGACCUUGGGAAGGGGAAGAAAGCCCGGGCCAAGAACACCCAUGGCUUUGACUGGGAAGAAGAGAGGCAGCCAGUUCUUCAGCUUCUAACACAGCUGCUCCAGCUGGACAUUCGUCACCUAUGGAACCAUUCAGUAAUUGAAGAGGAGUUUGUCAGUUUGGUUACUGGCUUCUGCUACCGCCUCCUGGAGAACCCCACCAUUAGUCACCAGAAGAACCGCCCCACCCGGGAAGCCAUCACGCGCCUGCUUGGUGUCGCCUUGACACGUUAUAACCAUAUGCUCAGUGCCACGGUGAAGAUCAUCCAGAUGCUGCAGCACUUUGAACACCUGGCCCCCGUACUGGUGGCAGCUGUGAGCCUGUGGGCAACUGAUUAUGGAAUGAAGAGCAUAGUGGGGGAGAUUGUAAGAGAGAUCGGGCAGAAGUGUCCCCAGGAGCUGAGUCGGGACCCUGCAGGGGCAAAGGGCUUUGCCGCCUUCCUGACAGAACUAGCAGAACGCAUCCCAGCCAUCCUGAUGUCCAGCAUGUGUGUUUUGCUGGAUCAUCUGGAUGGAGAGAAUUACAUGAUGCGCAAUGCUGUGCUGGCAGCCAUGGCAGAGAUGGUCCUGCAGAUUCUGAAUGGUGAUCAGCUGGAAGAAGCAGCCCGAGACACCAGAGACCAGUUCUUGGACACCUUGCAAGCCCACGGCCAUGACGUCAACUCCUUUGUGCGGAGCCGUGUCUUACAGCUCUUUACCCGAAUCGUCCAGCAGAAGGCUCUCCCCUUGACACGUUUCCAAGCAGUGGUGGCCCUAGCAGUGGGACGUCUGGCAGACAAGUCGGUGUUAGUAUGUAAAAAUGCCAUUCAGCUGCUGGCCAGUUUUCUUGCCAAUAAUCCCUUUUCUUGCAAGCUUAGUGACACUGACCUUGCUGGACCACUGCAGAAGGAAACCCAGAAAUUACAAGAGAUGAGGGCCCAGAGACAAGCUGCAGCUGCUUCUGCAGUGGUGGAUCCAGAGGAGGAGUGGGAAGCCAUGCUGCCAGAGUUGAAGGCUACUCUGCAGCAACUGCUAAAGCUUCCCCAGGAAGAAGAGAUUCUUGAGGCUAUUGCUAAAACAGAAACCAGUGAAGAUGUGAAAACACGCAUCCACCAGUUGCUUGCCAAGGCUAGUUACAAGCAGGCCAUUCUUCUCACUCGAGAAGCCGUGGGCCACUUCCAGGAGUCUGAACCUUUCAGUCACAUGGACCCAGAGGACUCAGAGGAGGCCAGGUUCCUGAAUCUCCUGGAGACUAUUUUCAAAGGCCCAGCAGCUUCCACACAGGAGAAUUCCCAGGGCCCCGCAGGGAACACGGGCCCAGAACGGACAGUCUGUGAAGACAAGCCCAGUGCGUCAGAGCCUGGGAAAGCCAGGGAAAACGAUGAGCUGGUGAAGCAGGAGAUGCUGGUGCAGUAUCUGCAGGACGCCUAUAGCUUCUCUCUGAAGAUUACCGAGGCCAUCAGCAUCAUCAGCAAGAUGAUGUAUGAGAACACGACAACGGUGGUGCAGGAGGUGAUUGAAUUCUUUGUGAUGGUGUUCCAAUUUGGGGUACCUCAGGCCCUGCUCGGGGUGCGCCGCAUGCUGCCUCUCGUCUGGUCUAAGGAGCCUGGCGUCCGGGAAGCUGUGCUUAAUGCCUACCGCCAGCUCUACCUCAGCCCCAAGGGGGACUCUGCCAGAGCCAAGGCCCAGGCUUUGAUUCAGAAUCUCUCUUUGCUACUAGUGAAUGCCUCAGUUGGGACCAUCCAGUGUCUUGAGGAAAUUCUCUGUGAAUUUGUGCAGAAGGAUGAACUGAAGCCAGCAGUGACCCAGGUGCUAUGGGAGCAGGCAACCGAGAAGGCCCCCUGCUCUCCUCUGGAGCGCUGCUGCUCUGUCAUGCUUCUUGGGAUGAUGGCACGAGGAAAACCAGAAAUUGUGGGAAGCAACUUAGACACACUGGUGAGCAUAGGGCUAGACGAGAAGGUUCCACAGGACUACAGACUGGCCCAGCAGGUGUGCCAUGCCAUUGCCAACCUCUCUGACAGGAGAAAGCCUUCUCUGAGCAAACGUCACCCCCGCUUCCGGCUGCCUCAGGAACACAGGCUCUUCGAGCGACUGCGGGAGGUGAUCACAAAGGGCUUUGUCCACCCAGACCCACUCUGGAUCCCAUUCAAGGAGGAAGCAGUGACCCUCAUUUACCAGCUGGCAGAGGGCCCCGAGGUGAUCUGCGCCCAGAUAUUGCAGGGCUGUGCGAAACAGACCCUGGAAAAGCUGCAAGAGAAGAGCGGCGCCCAGGAGGGCCCCAAGAACACCCCCAUGCUCCCCACUUUGCUGCUGAUGAACCUGCUCUCCUUGGCGGGCGACGUGGCCCUGCAGCAGCUGGUGCAUUUGGAGCAGGCAGUGAGCGGAGAGCUCUGUCGGCGCCGGCUUCUCCGAGAGGAGCAGGAGCAGAAGACGAAGGAUCCCAAGGAGAAGCACGCCAGCUCUGAGACCACCCUGGAGGAGGAGAUGGGACUGGCGGGCGCUGCCGCUGACGACACGGAGGCAGAGCUCAUCCGCGGCAUCUGCGAGAAGGAGCUGCUAGAUGGCACACAGGUCCUGGCUGCCUUCAUUCCACUUCUGCUCAAAGUCUGCAACAACCCUGGCAUCUAUAGCAGCCCAGAGCUCUCCGCUGCGGCUUCACUUGCCCUGGGCAAGUUCUGCAUGAUCAGUGCCACUUUCUGUGACUCCCAGCUUCGUCUGCUGUUCACCAUGCUAGAAAAGUCCCCACUCCCCAUUGUCCGCUCUAACCUCAUGAUUGCUACUGGGGAUCUGGCCAUCCGCUUCCCCAAUCUGGUGGACCCCUGGACACCUCAUCUGUAUGCUCGGCUCCGGGACCCAGCUCAGCAGGUGCGGAGAACAGCAGGGCUGGUGAUGACCCACCUGAUUCUAAAGGACAUGGUGAAGGUGAAGGGGCAGGUGAGCGAGAUGGCCGUGCUGCUCAUCGACCCUGCACCUCAGAUCGCUGCCCUGGCCAAGAACUUCUUCAAUGAGCUUUCUCACAAGGGCAAUGCGAUCUAUAACCUCCUUCCAGAUAUCAUCAGCCGCCUGUCAGACCCUGAGGGAGGGGUGGAGGAAGAGCCUUUCCACACCAUCAUAAAGCAGCUGCUCUCCUACAUCACCAAGGACAAGCAGACUGAGAGCCUGGUGGAGAAGCUGUGUCAGCGCUUCCGCACGGCCCGGACCGAGCGGCAGUACCGGGACCUGGCCUACUGUGUGUCACAGCUGCCCCUCACAGAGCGAGGCCUCCGCAAGAUGCUGGACAACUUUGACUGCUUUGGGGAUAAACUGUCGGAUGAGUCCAUCUUCAGUGCUUUCUUGUCGGUUGUGGGAAAGCUGCGGCGUGGGGCCAAACCCGAGGGCAAGGCUAUAAUAGAUGAAUUUGAACAGAAGCUUCGGGUCUGCCACACCAGAGGGUUGGAUGCAGUGGAAGACCUUGAGCUUGGCCAGGAGGGUAGCCAGAGGGCCCCAUCAGCCAAGAAACCAUCCACUGUCUCGAAGCGGCACCAGCAUCUGGCUUCUGCAGCCUCAUCAGACGGUGACUUUGUCACCCCCGAGCCCCGCCGUACCAUCCAACGGCGUCCAGACACCCAACAGCGAAUUUCAAAAAAGAAACCCAGAAUCGUCUUCUCGAGUGAUGAGUCCAGCGAGGAAGAGCUUUCCGCAGAGAUGACAGAAGAUGAGACACCCAAGAAGACCACACCCAUCCGCCGAGCACCUCCUCGAAGGCACAGGACCUAAGAGGUCAUCUUGCCUAUUCCCAUCCCUGCUGGGAAGGGUGUCUUGCUGGGUGACCUAGAAGUCCGUUGCUCUUGUAAAAUACUUGUUUGCCUGUCUUCUUGUCUUUUUUUAACAUUUAAUGGUCUUCAUAAUGUAAAGCAUUUUUCUUAAACUAGCCCAACUGAACUGAAUUGAGCUUUCACCGGAUUGUAUGUCUCCCAGUCUCCUCGUUUCCUAGUGAAUAAAUAUUUUUAUAUACUUUUAGAUGUUC